GCUUGCUAAUGAAUGCAGCCAAGGUGAGAGGAGAAUAGCCUUUUUUAUGCGAAAAGGUGCCGACUGCCUGAGUAAAUGGGCGGGGGAAUCUGAACGACAGCUUCGGUUAUUAUUUGAUCAGGCCUACCAGAUGCGACCUUCAAUUAUCUUCUUCGAUGAGAUAGAUGGCCUUGCUCCUGUGCGGUCCAGUGAACAAGACCAAAUUCAUAGCUCUAUUGUGUCAACUCUUCUGGCCCUUAUGGAUGGCUUAGACAGCAGAGGAGAGAUUGUGGUCAUUGGAGCCACCAACAGGCUGGAUUCUAUAGAUCCUGCUUUACGAAGACCCGGCCGCUUUGAUCGAGAGUUCCUCUUCAGCUUGCCAGAUAAAGAGGUCAGAACUUAAACUCAACCUUAAUGCUCAUGUGACAAAGUCCCUCUUUAUAACAAAACCACGUAACAAUGCAGGAUUACAGAGCAGUUAAAGUCAAACCCAGUGUUGGACAACUUGGGCAAAAGAGAGACUGUGGAGGGCAGAUCCGGUACUGAAUAUAUACCAUUAAGAGGA
Messenger RNA from Grus americana (Whooping crane), 544 nucleotides. Its product is annotated as ATPase family AAA domain-containing protein 2-like. Gene Ontology annotation, molecular function: histone binding; chromatin binding; ATP hydrolysis activity. Gene Ontology annotation, biological process: positive regulation of transcription by RNA polymerase II. The coding region runs from base 47 to 382 and encodes 111 amino acids. The record is from RefSeq and is a predicted model, not a curated record. Gene Ontology annotation, cellular component: nucleus. NCBI's taxonomy places the organism in Eukaryota, Metazoa, Chordata, Aves, Gruiformes, Gruidae. The transcript is spliced from 3 exons.